Messenger RNA from Populus trichocarpa (black cottonwood), 1175 nucleotides. RefSeq lists its product as uncharacterized. The record is from RefSeq and is a predicted model, not a curated record. The coding region runs from base 39 to 743 and encodes 234 amino acids. Lineage: Eukaryota; Viridiplantae; Streptophyta; Magnoliopsida; Malpighiales; Salicaceae. The transcript has 5 exons.
AAAUAAGAGAGACGGGGCGAACAAAUAAGAGAGACGGCAUGACAGAAACAGGAAAACACAAAGAAGAGAGAGAGGCGGCCCUAGGCGGAGGCAUGGAGGGUAAUAAAGUAGAAGGAGAAGAGAAAAAGCGAGAAAACGAGAAACUAAAACAAAUCCAAAAUCAAGGUGGUGGUGGUGGUGGUUCUAAUUUGAAAGGGAAAUCAUGCAAAGGGUAUCUUUAUUAUUCUUCAACUCUCAAAUCUAACGUCACUAAUCCUCGAUGUAUUGGCAUCCCCCGUACUCUCCGCCAAAUUCCUAAUUAUGUUGGACAAUCUGAGGUAGAAGCUUCAAAAGAUGGAAGGGUUCUUUCAGAUUUUUAUUAUGGUUGUGCUGGGUACUCUCUUUAUUCAAAUAAAGACCACUCAACUGAUAAGCAAGUGGCAAAAAAAGAACUUCCAGUCUGUGUAGGUCUUGAGCUUUUGGUGGAUAGAAGAGUUGCUACUGCAGAAAGUGCUUCUGCUCCGGCUCAUAUCCACCAUAAAGAAGAUGGUCGUGAAUUGCCUCAGCCUCAGCCUGCACGUGAAUUGCCUCAGCUCCGAGCACAGAAACCAGCGAGUUCCCCAGCGGAUGACUUCUUCAGCAGGUAUAUGAGGAAUUCAGGCCUUGUUGCAUCAGGGGUGGCCAGGAACAUGCGAAGAGUGGGGAUUUACAUAAAAGACAGUGUGGAUGAUAUUUUGUACCCUUACAGAAGGCGACCGAAGUAGGUCAUACACACUUGAAUUGAUGCAUGGAGGAGGAGAGUUGGCCUGGUGAUGUAAAAACAUGCUUUAUCCUAACCUGUGCAGUCCGCUUUCUGAUCAGCGCUCACUUUUACUCCUUUUAAAACCCCUCAACACCCUUCCCUCGUAUCAAUAAAACAGUGUUGCAGGUAGUCGAUGAAGAUGCUGUUAUCCAUUCACCUGGACACGAUUUUUAUAGUUAAUGUCAUCUAUUGUAUUUAAAGCCCGGGCUGGGGUAAGUGAGGGUGACAAAAGGCUCUUUUUGUGUGAUACAGUGAGCUGAUCUUAAAAUUCUUGGUGAUAAUGUUGUUCAUUUCCUAAUGACUGCACUACACAUUUCUAUGCCUGUAAUUUAAAAAACAAAUGGUUUCAUUUUGAAUUACUUGACAUGAUAAAUAAAGAUAAGAUUGCAAGCCU